AUGGGCGGGCCGUCGGUGAGUCGGUGGAUCAACGAUCGCCACAACAACUCGUCGCGCAGUCCAUCCGGAAGUGAGUCGCCUAUAGGUUUGGGUCCAUUAAAUCAGAUGGAAAUGCAUUUCUCGAGCCAUCACUCGCCCACCACUCCGUCCGGUGUUGACCGGUUCGGUACGUCCGGCGGUCUACUGACCACCGCCUCCAACGCCGCCUCCCUUUACGCCAACAACGACUCCGCCAAACGCCACAUGAAGUACAACCGGCCGUUCAAAGCCUACCCGCGCGACCCCCUCUCAGUCUCCAUGAAUCCAGUGAUGGGUUUCUACGGAGGGCUACCCCUGACCGCCGACACUAUAGCCACGCAGUCGCUGUUGGCCACCGCCUCAGACCAGGCGUACCUCCAGUUCCGCGAGCAGAUGCUGGUGUCGCGGAAGGGUCAGCACGAGUCGCAACUCCAACAACAACAGCACAGUCAAGACAAUAGCCGGCGCUCGUCGUCCAGCAAUGGACAGCACCCGUCGUCGUUCUCGAAGACCAACAGUACGCACAUGAAUACCAGCGCCGCGUCGAUGGUAUCACCCGAUCAGCGGUUGAGCACCAAAACCAACGGCAAUAAUAACGGCACUCAUAGCCCGACCGACAAGAAGUUGAAACCAAUGAACGGAACGCCAAUCAGCGCGACGUCCGCCGCCACACCCACUCCCAUAUCGACGCCACUGAUCACCACAACCUCCUCGGCCUCCAUCAUGACGCCGAUGGCUCACCACAUGUCCUCCGCGGACGACACGUCACAGAACGGCCACUCCAGCGGCAACUCGUCCUCCGGGGAGGCGGACAUGGGAUCGUCGGGCGGGUCGGCCAACCGCAAGAGGGGGCGGCCCCUCCCGGAAGACCUUAAGGACGAUGCGUAUUGGGAGAGGAGGCGCAAGAACAACGAGGCGGCCAAGAGGUCGAGGGACGCCCGUCGGGCUAAGGAGGACGAGAUAGCGAUUAGGGCGGCGUUCCUCGAGCAGGAGAACCUGAAGCUCCGCUGCGAAAUCGCACAGUUGAAGACCGAGACCACGAGACUCCGGUGCCUCAUGGCUGUCAAUCCCGACCCCCCACACCUGACAACGCCUGAAGACCGACACCGACAGCAACCGCGCCGACAGCUCCCGGAGCUGCUGAGGAUGUGUGCGAUGCAUACGCGACAGAUAUCAGGCCAUCAGAACCGGAAGAAGGUGUCCGUGUCUUAUGUGAUCCGCGAAGAGGUCGAGAAGUAUCACCGGUCGGGCGUCAACUCACUUCAGUUGGACCCGCACUCCGGGCGGCUGUACAGCGCCGGCCGGGACUCCAUCAUCAGGAUCUGGAACACCCGGAACCAGUCAUCACCGUAUGUCCUAUCUAUGGAGCACCACACCGACUGGUGCAACGAUAUCAUCCUCUGCUGCGGCGGCAAAAACCUCAUCUCCGCCUCCAGUGAUACCACUGUUAAGGUGUGGAACGCCUACAAAGGCUUCUGUAUGUCGACUCUGCGGACACACAAAGAUUACGUGAAGUGUUUGGCGUACGCCAGGGAUAAGGAACAGGUGGCCAGUGCUGGGCUCGAUAGGGCUAUAUUCCUGUGGGACGUGAAUACCCUAACGGCGCUCACGGCGGAUAAGGAACAGGUGGCCAGUGCUGGGCUCGAUAGGGCUAUAUUCCUGUGGGACGUGAAUACCCUAACGGCGCUCACGGCGUCCAACAAUACAGUGACCACAUCCUCGCUGACCGGCAAUAAAGACAGUAUCUAUUCGUUAGCCAUGAAUACCGCCGGCACUGUCAUCGUGUCCGGCAGUACGGAGAAAGUGCUGAGGGUUUGGGACCCCCGGAGCUGCCAGAAGCUCAUGAAACUGAAGGGACACUCGGAUAACGUGAGGGCACUGGUGGUGAGUCGGGACGGCACUCAGUGUUUGAGCGCCAGUUCCGAUGGCACGAUAAGGCACUGGUCGUUAGGCCAACAGCGAUGUGUCGCCACAUUCCGAGUGCACGACGAGGGCGUGUGGGCCCUCCAGACCAACGACGCCUUUACCACCGUUUACUCCGGCGGUCGCGACAAACGGGUGCUGAUGACGGACCUCCGGAACCCCGACAACCGGGCGGUGAUAUGCGUGGAGUCGGCGCCGAUACUCAAAAUGAUAUUAACGCCGCCCGACUACCAGAGCAUUUGGGUGGCGACCACCGACUCCUGUAUCAAGAGCUGGUCGUUAGCGCACAGCAAACAUAAGGGAAGUUUCAGCAAUUGGGAGGACUAUGACACCGACGGCCCGCCCAUCAACGACACCGAGGACUACAGGAUUAAG
This is a messenger RNA of Oppiella nova, 2316 nucleotides long. NCBI's taxonomy places the organism in Eukaryota, Metazoa, Arthropoda, Arachnida, Sarcoptiformes, Oppiidae. The record is from the annotation of a GenBank genome assembly.